AUACCGCCACCACCAAAACAACUGAACUGUUUGUGUGCACUCCAGCAAUCUCACUGGAUGACUGCAAGAGUCGGGAGUAGUCACGUAUACAUAGAGGCCUACAUUAUAACCCAAACCCAUCGUUGUGCAAGCCUGUGAUGAUGGCGAGAUGGAGGUAUUUUGGUAAAUUCUUGUGGAUAGCGUUAACCUUUUCAUCUGUUGCAUUUAACUGUUUUCUCCUCUUCAGGAACUUCCUUGGUCCGAUGAACUUGGAUGUAAAUCAAGAGCACAUGUUAGCGGAUGAUGUGAGAAGUAUUAAGAGGUUAGACCAAAGUCAUCAAAAAGUACUCGUUGAAGUAGAUCAAGAAAACCAGGACGAAAUAUUAAAGUCCGCUCCAGAAGUGAAAGUCCAGGACCUACGCAAGAAGACUCUUCUCCAGGCAUGUACUGAUCUAGAGUUUGAAGAACAUCCAUCUAGAGAACAUAACCUAACCUCAGCAGAACUCACCAGUCUCAAGAACACCUUUGUCAUUGACAAACAUAAACUUCUCUUCUGCUAUAUACCAAAGGUAAGCUGUACCAGCUGGAAACAUCUAUUUCUUGUUUCCUACCAAAUUAUCAAUCCCGAAGUAAAACAUAAAAGUGUGCAUACUGAGUUUGAAAGAGUCUUCAUGAAGGUCGGAAGGUUGGCGGAAAAGGAUGCUAAUCGGAAAAUCAAAGACUAUAAACAGUUCUUGUUUGUUCGUAACCCGUUCUCGCGUGUCCUGUCGGCUUACCGUGAAAAAAUCGAAUUCAAGAACCCAAGUAGCCCGGACCAGAACUACUACCCAAACUUCAUCACCCGGUGGCUUAAGAAACACCAUCUUGGACACUUCCAAAGGAGAAAUAACACCGCCGCUUACUCGUUUCCAGAAUUUGUCAGGUACUUCAUUGCAAGGCGAAUAGAAGACGAACACUGGAAUGACCAGUAUAACUUAUGUCAGCCAUGUCUGGUCGAGUAUGACUUCAUUGGAAAGUAUGAGACCUUGCAAGAUGAUGUGGAACGUUUCCUGGGGACAGUACCCAAUGGAUCGUCCAUGGUGUUUCCUAAAGCAGACCCUCAGAAGUACACUUGGCAUAGCUCGAGUGAUGAGAACAUGUCCAGGUAUUAUCAGAAGAUCCGUGAUAAUGAUUUUAAGUCACUGGUCGAGUGUUUAUAUCCAGAUCUUCGAUUAUUCGGGUACUCCAUUCCUACAGUUAUCCAAAGGCCAUGGCUGAAGUUAUCAAGCAAAUACACUAAGCUUGUUGAUGUUGGCUGAUAUAAGAGUUCUCUUCCUGGUGUUCGGGCAAGGCAGUUAUAAUCUAAGGUGCUAUCACACCAUCAGGUAUUAAAUUACUCCUUAGAGUUGAACGUCAUGCAGGCUUUCGAGAUCCAAGACAUUUCAUUGGGUGAUUUGUGUUAAAAGUUGAUCACUGUAAACAUUGAACACAUGCAGUCAUCAUGUUUCGUCUUUCCUUCUUCUUUCUAAGUUACGGGUUUGUUCUAUACUUAGAUUAUAAUAAAAAACAAAUUUGAGGUUAUUAUAACGACAAGUUUAUUAUAAAACCGAAAAAAAACUUAUGAGAUAGAAACAGUAAGAUUUCUACCAUACACUUGCUAUUUGAUGUUGCAAUAUUAUUUUUUGGUGAUUGCAAAGUGCCUUUAGAUUAAUAUCAAGCAUUACUUUAUGAAACUGAUAUGGAACCAUGAAUAAGGUGUGGGUCUGUGGGAUAUACUCUGGCACUGGCGUAAAUCCCGGGGGGGAUGGAGGGGAUAUAUCCCCCCACUUUUCGAGGAGGGGGGGAUGGCCUGUACAAACAUCCCCCCCCCCCCACUUUUUACGAAAGAAAUUGAAAAAAAAUCACAAGAGAUAAUUGUUUUAUUGGUGAAUAUUCUUCCUAAAAUACCGCUUAACAAAUAAAACAAUAUUAUUGAAUCAUAAAAUGUAAAUAAAGAGCCAGUUCACCAUUUUCAAACGAAAUACUUAUGUCCUUAUUAUAACAUUGAAGAGAAACCCCUGUUUCUUCCAAUUCAUAAAUGUUGGGGUCUUUGCGAAGGGAUUAAGAUGGAAUGUCAAUUUUUUUUUAAUGUAAUCUCUAAUAAAACCAUUAAACCAUCAUGGGGUAAAAAAGAUAAUAAUAUUGGAGGGGUAUUUGCCAUAUGGACAUACAGUGGCGUAACUACGGGGGGCAUGGGGGGCACAUCCCCCCCAUCGGCUGACCAACAAAAAAAAACGGGGAAAGGGGAAAAAGGAGAAAAGAGGGAGAAAGGAAGAGAAACGUAGUAGGAAAGAAGAAAAUAUUAAUCAAUGUUAUAUUAUAUUAUAUUAUAAUUAUGUUAUGUUACAUUACAUGAGAAACAUUUUUAUCAUAACUUUAUGAAACAUAAUUUGCCCAGGGCCUACGUCUUUAUUGUCCCUGGUGCUCGCAUUGUCUGUUUAACGUGAUAUAUAAUCCUGUUGUACUAAAACAUCCCGUUUUCAAGUCAAUAUAAACCAAAUAUAUUUCCUAGCACUUAAGUUAUCAUUGUUUUAUGUAUUGACAUAUGCUUCUUUUUCAUGACUCAAAAAGUGGUUGCCCCAUGUUAAGGUCUUCGUAUAUAUGAAACAUUUCCUGUCCGUGAUUACGUUCGCAUUAGUGGAUUAGUGAGAUAUGUCUGCUUUUCAUGAAUUCCUAAAAUCAGUCCUAAAGAUGUCCCUUCUUCUGAUCUGAAUAUCAAAAAUGUUCAGCUCGCGCUUCGCGCUCACAUCAUUUAGUUAAUGAAAUACGUAUGGUCCUAGUUAAUUCCUACAAAAAAAACCUUAUAAUGCCCCACUUCAGGUCUGAAUUAUCUAAAUUUUCAGCUCGCGCUUCGCGCUCGCAAUGUUUAGCGAGACAGGUACCUAUCAUGAUUACACAAAUUUGAUUAUAAUGUCCCUUUUUAGGUGUGAAUAUAAAAAAAUUUCAGCUCGCGCUUCGCGCUCACAUUAUUUGAUCAGUGAGAUACAUAUCAGUUUAAUGACAUUGUCCUUGAAAUGUCUCUAUGAGGUCAGUAUAACUGGCAACUGAGCGCGCUCACUAGCGCACUCACUCAGUGAUUCAAAAUUUUUGCUGGUGCCCCCCCCCCCCCAAUGCCGUGACCCACGGUACGCCACUGUGGACAUAUCAAUGGCAAUUCCUUGCAUAUCUAAAAACAUGAUUGCAAAAAAAUGCAAAAAUAUUUCAGUCAUCCCCCCCACCCUUCAACACGGAUUUACGCCAGUGUACUCUGGGGAUACGGACGAAAUCGAAACGGAAUUUGUUGACAAAGAUAUAUGUAGCUGAAUAAUGUUCAAACCCGUGCAAUUUAUUAUUAUGAUUAUAAUAUGUAUAUUCUUAUUAUUAUUUGUUAAUUUUAUUUCAUUCAUUUAUUUAUAAACAUUAAUUUCUACUUUUUUAUUUAUUUAUUUUUUAAAAAUGUAUUUGUUUAUUUUAUUUCUUUUUUUGAGGGGGCACUUUAUCAAAAUUUGAUUCCCAUUGACAAAAAAGUUGUCAUUCGAUUAUUAUCAUUAAAGCUAUCAUUAAAUAAUAUUUGGCACUAGCGUACCUAAGGGGGGCAGGGGGCAGACUGCUCCCCACCCCCUGACGAAUCACAAGUAAAAAAAAAGGAAGCAAAAAGGGGAAUUAAAAAAGAAAAGAGGAAAAAGGAAAGAGAAAAAAGUGGGGAAGGUGAAAAAGAAGAAAGAGUUUAAGAGAAAGGGGAAAACAAAAACUGGACUGCAGACUGUCGGAAAAAAUGAUAAACUGUCGGGCACACGGGCUGUUCCAACUGAAUCGGGGUUUUUAGUUCCACCAUCGUUGUCGGUAAAUGUCAAUUAAACUGUACACUUUCAUCGGUAAAUUGUGAUUUUUACGCAAUGCGACUUUUAGAGCUCUCUGUAGUCUGUACCGAUAGUGAGGACGGACUGGGCUGACCAGGGACAGGAAAAAGGUAGAGAACAACUUUUGGGUAUAAUUAUAACAAUAAAAUUUUCGCUCGCGCUACGCGCUUUCAUCAAAUUUUUAGUUGGAUACCUAAGAUAAAUUUUCAGCUCGCACUUCGCGCUCGCCUCAAUUGAUUAGUUAGAAACCAAUUUGUUCACGGUUACAAAAAGUGCUUAUCCAGUUCUUAGGCCGGAAUAUCAAAAAUUUCAGCUCGCGCUUCGUAUAAUUGUAUUAGGUAUAUCCAUCAUGUUAAUAGUUAAAUGAAGUGCUUAGAAUGUCAGGUUUUCAGGACGGAAUAUAAAAAAAGAAAAAUAUCAAAAAUAUAUCAUUAGAAACCAAUUUGCUCAUGGUCACAAAAAUUGCUUAGAGUAUCAAGUUCUUAGGUCGGAAUAUCAAAAAUUUCAGCUUGAGCUUCGCACUCGCAUAAAAUUCCAUCCUGUUCAUAAUUAAAUGAAGUGCUUAGAAUGUAAAGUUUUCAGGUCGAAAUAUCAAAAAUAUUCAGCUCGCGCUUCGCGCUCACACCAAUUGAUUGUUUUUAACUACCAUAUUGUUCAUAGUUUAAAAAAAAAGGUGCUUAGAAUGUCCACUUUUCAGGGGGAAUAUCUCAAAUUUUCAGCUCGCUCUUCGCGCUCGCAUCAAUUAAUUCAGUUAGAAACCAAUUUGUUCAUGGUUACUAAAAGUGUUUAGAAUAUCCAGUUCUUAAGUCGGAAUAUCAAAAGUUUUAGCUCGCGCUUCGCGCCCGCCCGACUGUUUAGAUACCCAUCCUGUAAAACUGCUUAGAAUGUCUAGUGUCCAGUUAGGAAUAUCAAACUUUUUUAGCUCGCGCUCGCAUAAUUUAUUAAGGAAGAUACCCCAUCCUAUUCAUAAUUAAGUGCACAAAAUGUAUCGUUUUAGGUCUAAAUUUUUAGAAAAAAAUCAGCUCGCGUUCACGCUCACAAUUAUUAUUUUUCUUAUCAGUGUAAAUUGACCUAAAACUGUGAAGUUGAUAUUUGGGCAAUGAUUAUCAGCCCCCCUUGAAAAAAUUGUGCCUAUAUGUACCCCCCACCUUGCUCAUCCUUGUCGCUUGCCCCCCCCCCCCCCGGACAAAAUAUGCCAGGUACGCCACUGAUAUUUGGUAUUGAAUGAUAUUAUUCGUAUGGUAUAUAUUUCAAAAUACAAAGAAAAAUUUGGAAACAUCAAAUGUCUUGACAAAAUAUAGCCCAUAAAAGCCGAUGUUCCUUAUUUCCAGUGGAGUCAUUCAACGUCAGGAGUUGUUUCCCCUUAUAAUAGUAAUAACAAUAGUAAUGAUGUGGAAGAGGUUCAUUGUGGUGAAGGAUUGAGU
Molecule: messenger RNA, 5260 nt
Organism: Lytechinus pictus (painted urchin)
Lineage: Eukaryota; Metazoa; Echinodermata; Echinoidea; Temnopleuroida; Toxopneustidae
Product: carbohydrate sulfotransferase 11-like
Exons: 3
Coding region: 138-1277 (379 amino acids)
Biological process (GO): carbohydrate biosynthetic process
Cellular component (GO): membrane
Molecular function (GO): sulfotransferase activity
Source: RefSeq, a predicted model, not a curated record